AUGCUAACCCCCAUUGGUAUUGACGUUGGAGUCAUGUACUCAUCCGUUCCUGCCUUACAACAUCACAGGGUGCAUGUCGUUCCCGACGCCCAAGGCCGUAAGAGGAUUCCAACUUUUUCGCUUAUUCAGGACCAGGAAUUGGAAUCGACAAAUCCUCCAGCCGAUGGCCUUAAUGAGAUGGAUCGAACCUAUGCACCAAGCUUCACGCCACCUCCGUUGGAUGAGCAACGCCUUACUAUACUCUUCGCUAGACUGAAGGCUUAG
Molecule: messenger RNA, 264 nt
Organism: Aspergillus sclerotioniger CBS 115572
Lineage: Eukaryota; Fungi; Ascomycota; Eurotiomycetes; Eurotiales; Aspergillaceae
Exons: 2
Coding region: 1-264 (87 amino acids)
Source: RefSeq, a predicted model, not a curated record